Molecule: messenger RNA, 4935 nt
Organism: Pseudophryne corroboree (corroboree frog)
Lineage: Eukaryota; Metazoa; Chordata; Amphibia; Anura; Myobatrachidae
Product: CD109 antigen-like
Exons: 33
Coding region: 195-4349 (1384 amino acids)
Cellular component (GO): extracellular region
Molecular function (GO): endopeptidase inhibitor activity
Source: RefSeq, a predicted model, not a curated record
ACUCACAGCCAAUCAGUGGCCUGUUUCCGUGGUAGCCUCUGCUGAUUGGCUGGUGGCUCUGCAAAUGUCAGAACUCAUGGGGGUUCCGCCACUAGCCAGAGCAGGCCACUCGGUUUGUUUUUUAACUCCUGGAUUCCCACAUAGAAAAGAGGACCGAUCUGCACAACAGUACCUGACUUCCCCCCCCCCAAUCCAUGUACUGGGGAAGAGGACCAACCAUGCCAGGAACAAGCCCAUCAUAUUAUAUUACAACAGCUAACACUAUCCGUGGUGGCAACACAUCUCUGGCUGUCCACUGGUUUGGGGACAAUUACACUAACAUUACGGUGUCUGCAGCAAUUAUGGAUGACAACAGACUUUUAGUAAAUGCAAGCAAAGUGUUUCAAAAUGAUUCUAUUGGAAUUCUCACUUUUCCAGCAAUCCCAGCAGACUCUUCAUCUUAUACUUAUAUUCUGGUUGUGAAUGGAUCCGCUCAGAAUACCUUGGUGUUUUCUGAUAAAAUGCAACUGUACAGGCAAAUGAAGAAUAUAUCCAUGUUCAUACAAACAGACAAAACGAUGUAUACGCUUGGAGAAAGUGUCAGAAUCCGAGUAAUCACUGUGACUCCCGAGCUGAAGCCACACCAUGGAGAUGUGGACAUUGUGAUAAGGGAUCCUAAGGACAAUAUUGUGCAGCAGAGGCUAAAAUUGAAAUCAGACCUGGGAGUUGUUUCAACAGAAUUCUUACUGAGCAAUAACGCUAUGUUGGGUGACUGGAUCAUACAAGCUACUUCCAACAACUCUUUAAGUACCGUUUACGUUUCAGUUGCUGAAUAUGCUAUACCAAAGUUUGAUGUAACACUGGAUGUUCCAGCUUUCUACAUUGGCACAAAGAUGCUCAAUCUUACUGGUGCAGUCACAGCAAAGUAUACCUUUGGCAAGCCUUUAAAAGGCAGUGUAACAGUAUCCUUGAAACCACUAUAUGCUGAAGUUUACAAUGAAGUUAACAAAACAUAUGAGAUAUCAGGCUCUGUAAACUUCAGCUUCACACAUGAAGAGAUAUUAAAUUUUCUUUCCUGGGGUGGUAUGAGUGUAACAGCCUCAGUAACUGAAGAAUUCACAGGAAUUGAAGUAAAUACAUCAUCCUAUGUCUCAAGAGCAGAUACAGAGUACAGACUAAACCUCAUUAGCCAGCAACAGGCUUUUACUCCUGGACUUAAUUUCUCAGUUCAGGUUCAGGUGGAACGGAUUGACAAUAAACCCCUGACUAUAGAGGAAAGAGGUACAAAGGUUUCUGUCAGAAUAACCCAGUCAACAGGCUCAUACAGGAUAAGCAGAGAAAUUAUUAAUGUUGGCACACAAGAUAACAGUUUCAUGUGGCAAUACUACAACAUACCAGACUCUGCCAUCAUCAACCUGGAAAUACCUGUUCUGCAGUCGGUACAAUCUAUACAAGCUGAGCUGGAGUACCAGAACACCACUCAGACAUUCUACUUUGACAAGUCAUAUGGGACAAAUCCUUUUAUUCAGAUACAAGCAUCAAAUUCAUCAUUAAAGGUUGGGAUGCCAUUCACUUUUCAAGUGAACACCUACCCAAAAGUUCAGGAUAUUUACUAUGUGGUGUUGGCCAAUGGAAUGGCAGUGUCUGCCGGCAAGAACAGAACCACAUUCACCCUCACACCAGGACAAUCUUGGGCUCCCACAGCUCAAUUAAUAGUUUAUUUCCUAAAUAUUAAUGGCAGCUUUGGAGAUAUUGUGCAAACUACUGAGACACUUAACAUUUCAGGCACAUUAAAGAACAAGGUUACUGUAUCAUGGAGUAAAAAAACAGCUGGACCAUCAGAAAAUGUAUCCUUAUCUGUCAAUGUUCUAGAAGCACGCUGUUUAGUGGGGUUACGUGUUGUUGAAAAAAGUUCCACACUUCUGGGAGAUAGAAAUGAUAUUACUGCAAAUAGAGUUGAUGAGGAGCUAAACAGUUACUAUCAGGAUGCUUCAACAAGUCUGUCUGAUGCCAUAAUCUAUUAUACAUAUGGGUCUAAUGUGAGGAUAAAGGAAGAAUGGAAUACACCCAGACAAGCCCAGCUUUUUUCCCCAGGAACAUGGAUUUGGCUAACAACUAAUAUAAGCUCCAGUCUCGCAACAAACCUCCGGUUAACUGUUCCUGACAAGAACACUACUUGGGUGGCCACAGCAUUUGUUAUUUCCGAAGGACUUGGACUAGGCAUAACAGAUGGACCUGCUGAGAUAUCGGUUGUUAAACCUUUGAUUAUUACAUUCAACACGCCAUUUUCACUAACACGAGGUGAAGAGUUUAUUCUAGAAGUUAUUGUAUUCAAUUCCUUAAAAGAAAACUUACAGGUUGUGGUCACUUUGGAAUCAAGUAAUUCAUUUGAAAUAAUUGUACCAAAUAAGAAUACUGGUACUGUAGCAGGUCAGCAGGAUGUGACUGUCCCCAGUGAGGGUGUAACAACUCUGCUCUUCCCAAUAAAGCCAAUACUUCUGGGCAACAUCACAAUCACAGUCAAAGCAACAUCAGCAGUUUCUGAUAGUUUAACAAAAACAGUCAUUGUGAAGGCUGAAGGAGUGAAGAACUUUUAUUCACUGACAGAACUAUUCCAGGUUCUUCCAAGUGGAAAUGCAAAUAGCACUGUAUCGAAGAACUUCUCAUUCACUUUUCCUAGUGAUGUGGUGCAAGGCAGUCAGGAAGCCUUUAUAACAGUUACUGGAGAUCUUCUUGGUCCUUCAAUAAAUGGUCUUCAGUCACUUAUCCUGAUGCCUUACGGCUGUGGAGAGCAAAACAUGAUUAAUUUUGCACCAAACAUUUAUAUUCUCAUGUAUUUAAUAACAACGAAGCAGAUUAAAGCAGAUAUUCAAGCAAGAUCAAUAAACUUCAUGGAACAAGGUUACCAAAAUGAAUUGACUUACUUGCGAUAUGAUGGGUCAUUUAGUGCAUUUGGGAAUUCUGAUGCCAUUGGAAGCACUUGGCUUUCAGCAUUUGUGUUUAGAUGUUUCCUCCAGGCUCGGCCAUUUAUAUACAUAAAUUCAGAUGUUUUAAAUGGGACAGUAGAAUGGUUGGUGCAGUACCAGGAUAUGAACACCGGGGUAUUCUCUGAGCCUGGGCGUGUUAUUCACAAAGAACUCCAGGGAGGUCUGAACGGCCCCGUCACCCUGACUGCUUAUAUACUGACCUCACUGCUAGAGGAUGAAUAUUACAGAAACCGUUAUCACUCCAGAGUUCUUAAAGCCGUGCAGUAUCUUGAAGGAAAGUUUUCAGAAGGAAUUUCCAGCAAUUACACGUUGUCAGUUGUUGUCUAUGCUCUGUCACUGGCCAAUAGCACCAAAGCAGCGGAAGCACUCAACCAGCUCGAUUCAAGGGCAACCAAAUCAAGUAUAGGGACAAAGUACUGGUCUUCUUCAUCUGAAACUACAAGUUACUACUGGCAGCCAAGAACUGCAGAUAUUGAGAUGGCAGCCUAUGCCCUGCUUUCCUUCUGCCAACAGAACAGAAUUACAGAGGGCAUUCCUGUCAUGAAAUGGCUGAGUGAGCAGAGGAAUUCUCUUGGGGGCUAUUCAUCUACUCAGGACACAGUGAUGGCUUUGCAAGCUCUAUCCCAGUUUAUGUCGGUGGUGCCCUCUAGUGAAACAUCACUAACAGUGACCGUUACUGGACCAUUUGUACCGAGAACAUUUGGUAUUAAUUCCAACCUUUUAGUGUUACAAAGUCAGCAGAUUGAAGUUGCCCAGCCACUGUUACUCAAUGUUACUGCGACUGGAAGAGGACUGGCUCUUGUCCAGCUUAACGUAGCAUAUAAUCGUAAGGCAUCCUCAAGGCGUAGACGAAGCACUGCUGUGCCAGAAGCAUUCAAAUUAAAUGUGACGGUGAAAGAGGAUCCGAGUAACAUUCAUAGACUUUCUGUGGAUGUAUGCAUGAGCUACCUUGGUGAGGAUAAAGAGAGUGGCAUGGUGCUCCUAGAGGUUGGAUUUCUCAGUGGCUUUAAAUUAAGCCCAGAAGGAAUCCCCACAAAUGAGCCUCUUAAAUUGGUGGAGCCAAAAGAUGAUAAAGUUUACUUGUAUCUUGAUUCGCUGACCAACAGUGAUUUUUGUGUAUCUGUUCCAAUGGUCCGUUUUGUAAAAGUUGCAUCUUCUCAAGACGCUGUGGUGACCGUUGUAGAGUAUUAUAACACAAGAAACACAGCAACACGAACCUAUAAUUCUCUUACAAUGAAAAAGACAUCUUAUUGUGACUUCUGUGGAUUCAACUGCACUCAGUGUAGAUCAAAUAUUCCAGAAAAGCCUCAUACUAGCGGUGCCACUGCACCAACGUUCCCCAUGCUGUGGUUUGUCAUGCUUUUAGUAUGUUACUUGUUGUAAGCAGCAUCAUAGCAUACUAUUACUGACAUAAUACUUUACUAUUUUGAGAGCAUUAUUCAAAUUAUACAACUACAGAUUUACCUGUUCAAAAUCAAUGUUAAAAGAAUGUAAAUUCUAGUUCACAAAAUACUUGUAAUUAUACUAUAACCAUGUGAUACAGAUGACCAUUAUGGUCAAGUUAAUGAUGAUUAAUUUCCAUCAUGGCCACAAGUUUGUAACCUCCUGGGACAUGACAUAUAGCUAUGUGUGUAUAUUUAUAAAUUGAUUAUGACACUAUGGGAGAGACUCAGCUUUUUCCCAUGACGCUACAGACUAAAGGGCGCCUGAUGGAGCGAGUCAAUUUUUGCUCCGUUCGGGCGCCCAUUAGCCGCGGGAGACAUCUCCUGAGGUGGCGAGCAGAAAAGUGCAAAAAGUGUCUCAUUUGGGCACGUAACAGGCACUUAUCAUGUUGUGCCAAGUACUUAUCAUGUUGUGCCCAGUACUUUAGUUGGGUAUAUAUAUAUAUAUAUAUAUAUAUAUAUAUAUAUAUAAUAUACUGUGUAGAAUGCGGGUGUGGCUUCAUUAUAUAUAUAUAUAUAUAUAUAUA